CCCUGAGCAAUGGUUGCUGCCGGCCUAAAACAACAACUGCGCGGCAAUCGUUGCUAUGUCUCGUUGGCCUGUUCGAUUGGCUCCAUCAGCCUGGCCUGUGGUAGCUUCCUGCAAAUACCCAAUACCACAGAUCGCAUCUCACUGCAGCGCGGCCUCUUCCUCACAUCGUUGGGUUUCAUCUAUUUCAUAUCGCUGACGGAUUUCUGCAACAAAUAUUUGCUGGAGACCCGGCAUGGCAUUAAAUUUCGUAAAAAAUAUCGUCUAAUGAUGUCCGAUGUUUUGGAUAUGACCAAUAAAAUUGUCUCCGCCAUUCAAGCAACCUUUUCAUUCCUGGUCGGUUUGAUUGUCUGCAAAUCGACAUGCAGCAAAACAUUCGUCUAUGCCUCGCAUUGCCUGAUGGAGGGCUAUGGAUGGUUCGGCACCGCCUAUUUCAUGUACGAUAUAUGGUCCAUGUAUAAAGUGCAUACCCAGAAGAUAGCCGAUAAGUUGAAGCUGAUGAAAAUGACCUCAUCGGCAUCAUUCACCCCAAAGCCUUUGGCCAAUGGCCAAUCGAAUGGCGGGCUCUAUGAUAAACACAUUGCUCGGACCUUUGCGGCAAAUGGUCAGCGUUUGGUGGCCUUGGAUGAGUCGUCGGCGGACACGAAUGGUGAUGAUAUGCAACACAUACGCCAUCAUGAGGAUGAAAUCUACGAUUAUGAUGGAGAGACAGUGCAGAUUCCCGAGAACGGAAAAUGGGGUUUCUUCAAGUAUCUGAUUACGCAUCCGGUUAUGAUGAUCCAUCACAUUUUUGUGGGCACUGUGGGUUUCUUGGUGGUGACAUACAUUCGCGGUGGCGGCCACUGCAUCUACAGCUACAUGUUCAUGAUGGAGUUCUCCACCCCGUUCGUCUCGUUGCGCAGCAUUCUCAGCACCUUGGGCCUAAAGGACAGCCGUUCCUACAUCAUCAACGGUCUGGUGAUGUUGUUCUCCUUCUUUGUGUGCCGCGUCCUGAUGUGGCCCUAUGUCAUGUGGCGUUACAGUGUCGAAAUCAAUGCGACCUUCUGGCAUGCCCUGUCCAAUCUACCCAUUGGCUGUAUCUUCGGGAUAUUGGUGUUGUUUUUGCCGCAGAUCUAUUGGUUCUUCUUAAUGUCCAAGGGGGCAAUAAAGGUUUUCUUCCCUUCAAAAUCCAGCUCCAAAAAAUCUUUGACAACAAAUGAAACAGAAGCGGCUGCUGCUGCUGUCAAUGAUUCCAAUCUCUCAAAUGCCACCACAAAUGGCAAAGUGUCCAACAGCAGCACCACAACCACCGCCACGACAUCGAUGGGAAAUGGUUCGUGUAAAACAAAUGGCAGCAGUCUAACAAAAACCAAAACCACCUAA
This is a messenger RNA of Musca vetustissima, 1359 nucleotides long. RefSeq lists its product as uncharacterized. Lineage: Eukaryota; Metazoa; Arthropoda; Insecta; Diptera; Muscidae. The record is from RefSeq and is a predicted model, not a curated record. The coding region runs from base 10 to 1359 and encodes 449 amino acids. Gene Ontology annotation, cellular component: endoplasmic reticulum; membrane. Gene Ontology annotation, biological process: lipid homeostasis. The transcript is spliced from 4 exons.